ACCAUUCGUCCGUCAAUGUUUACAUCAAAGUAUGACGCGUAUUUAAGAAGAAAUCUCUAUCAAACUUAUCAAAAAUCUCAGCUGAUGAUGUCGGUUUCAACGGAGAAAUUAAUUUCUGAUGAGGAUAAUUCUUUACAAUUGCAGGACGAGAUAACUAGGAAGCAGGAGGAACUAGCUAAGAAGGCAGAGGAAUAUACGACGACAGUAGGUAGUUAUACUGCCUGGAACACAAACGUAGAUCUAGGACCUCCCGACUCAACUGCCUCACUGACCAAAGAUGACGUACAUAUACAGGAUUACUACAAUGCUUUACAGUAUAGCUUGUUUGAGAACAAUCUUCCCGAGACUAUUGACAGAACGCAGAAACCGAGAACAAGUCACCCGGAUACGGAAGUUGCAAUCGUUGUUUUGGCAUCACCAGUGGAAUGUCUAGCGAUACUGCUAGAAGGUGGACGACAAUGUCCGGGCGAAAUGUUACUUGUGAUGUCACCUUCAUGGUUAAUUAAGGAUAAAUCUAAUAAAGGUGAAGGUCAACAUUCGCUUUUUGUCAAAAAGGCAAUUGUUUUUGAUCGUACCGGAACCUCCUUUAUCGAUGUGUUCGAGAAACCUAGACGGUGUACCUACUUUGUGAACUUCUUCACACGUGCAUGCACUGAUGGUCAAAGAAGUGAUGGUGUUGAUGUUGAGUUGGAUUUGGACUGCCCGAUGUCCAGUUCUGUUGAGCUGUGUAAAUACGUGGACGAUAAACUAUUGACUCGUAUAUGGAUGGCGGAAGCGGGUGUGCAUUACCCAGAAACACUAGCAGUUGUGUAUAAACCGGCGUAUGAGUACAAUGUCCCAAAUGAUGCAAAUAUUGAAGUUAUAGUUGUUGAAAGAAAAAAGGACGUAAACAAUAACAUUGUAGACAAAGUUAAGCAUUUCCUGAAGUUAGAAAAUAUUCAGUCAAUAGGAAAGAUCGUGGUUAAACCCUCUGGUAUUAUGUGGCAUGGCAGUAGAUGCGUGUCGUUCCACGAAGUGGCAAAUGUGGAAGAAAUUUGUAAAGCUGUGACGGACUUAUUAUCCAUAUUGGAAGUAGAAAAUGCUGUAAUGAUUGAGGCAUUUUAUCACCCUGUAGAAUCAACAAAUCCAAAACUAGCUGAUUACUCGUUCAGAUUGAGGACCAAUGUAUGUAGGAGAAUAGACGAUACACCAAUUGCAACACAGAUGGUUUGUGGGAUAGGUCUGAAAAAUCAACCAAUCAACGGUGACAACACUAUUCCUCAUUCAUUUGAAACAACAAUGCAAAUGUGGAACAUGGAUAAAGCGGAAAUAAAGCGACUACUAAAUACUGUAUCCCAAGGUUCGGAAAAGAUCAUGGAUAGUAUUAUUGCAUUUGAACGUACGCUUUCAACAGAUUUAAGAGGAGGUGUCGGAGCUCAGACAGAUCUUAUCGGUAUAGACUAUGUUCUUGGAAUGGUAAACGGACAAAUGGAACCAGUCGGAAUAGAAGUGAACAGUCAUGACUGUACCAUUAAUUGUCAGUUGUUUGAAUUCUUGAACCCCCAUAGACAAGGAGAAGCAGUGAAACCACUAGUGGAGACCAUGAUAAGACGUUCUCAGAUGUUCGCCAUGCAAGACAAAACUGUUCUUGUAAUCGGAGCUGGAGGUUUUAGCAAAAUGUUUAUUUGGGACAGCUUUAAAUCGUUUGGUAUCAAUGUUGUUCUAGUUGAUCCUGACGAUUCGACGUAUGCUGCAUCUAAGGCUUCGCAUUUUAUUCAGUACAAUUUUCUCGACCACAAACAUGACGAGGACCAUGCUACAUACAUUAUAAAACUUCUUAAAGAGAGAGGGUUGGCGGUUGAUGGCUGUGUUACCUUUUGGGAAGACUGUGGUCCUUUAGCAGCAACAGUUUGCGAAACACUGAAAUUAAAUGGACCAGGGAAGCAAGCAGCUCAAAUUGCCAAAAUGAAAAGCUGGACACAGAACGUAUUAAGAACGAAAACAGGAGAUAUUCCACACUUCCCAAGAACGCAUCUUUAUACCAGCAAGUGCCAUCCAGUUAAAAGUGAAGAGGACAUAGAUAAAGCAAUAGACCACGUGGGGACACCAGCAGUAUUAAAAUUAGAGUAUGGGUCUAGCGCGGUUGGAGUUAAACCAGUCCGCGACCGUAUUCAGUGUACCAAUACAUACCAACAAAUAAAGAAUCAUCUUCGGUCGGAGACGGAUCACCCUGGAAUUGGACUCGGAUACGGAAAUGACGUCAUGCUGAUGGAGAAUAUCGACGGUACAGAACAUGACGUGGAUGUGGUCAUCUUCCAGAGGCAGCUUAUUACCGCAUUUGUCUCGGAUAAUGGGCCAGCUAGGAAUGGGUCGUACACAGAAACAACGGCCUUAAUGCCAACAUGCCUACCAUUGGACAGAAAAGGUCAGCUGAUAACUGCUGCAUAUCAGUGCUGUACAGAAAUAGGACUCGUUGACGGUGUUUUCAACGUUGAAAUGAAAAUGACAAACACAGGGCCAAAACUGAUUGAAAUUAAUGCUAGAAUGGGAGGAUUUUACCUUCGUGACUGGAUACAGGCUUGCUAUGGGCAUGACAUUUUACUUUAUGCGUUCAUGAUUUCAUUGGGCAUUAGACCAGUGGUUGCAAAGCAUGAACCACGAUGUACUAUCCUGGGAACAAUGUGUGUUCCAUCCGCACACAAACAGCAAUUGAAAAACCCAAACAAUUUGAAUUUGUUGAAUACACUGAUUCAAAAGAAAGCUGUACGGUAUAACCAGAUCGAGGCUUCCUUGGAAGAUUGUGGAAGUGCUGAUGAGGAAGAACCAUUUUGCAGCAUAGCAGUCGUUGACGAAAAUUUGAACAUUAAAAGAGCAAAAAGAAAAUUGACCAAUAUUUGCAAUGCACUUGGCCUGAAUACAAAGGCAUAUGACUUAAAUUACUUACUGGGUGAUUUUAAGGAAUCAUGAUUGAUGCAACUUAUGACUAUUGUGUUAAGACUGAUUACCACUUUGACAUUUUAAAAUUAGUUGGUACAAGGGACAAUAGGAAAAGGGGACCAUCUUAGUCAUUACUACAUCUAUUGAUCAAAUAACUUUCAUCAAAGAACUUUCAUCAAAGGACCGUACAACAUUAGGAGAUUUUACUUUAGGUUAAUCCAAUUUUGAAAAUAGUAAUCUCCUUUAUCAAUCAACUUUGAUUUGACGUCUCAUUUGUAAAUAAAUUUACUUUUUGCAUUAUGUACAAAUGAAAAGGUGUAUAUAUUGACAUUUAUAUACAUAUAUAUGAAUUUGAUUUAGAAUAUUGUUUCCAUGGCAACAUACAAGCAUUCCAUAUAAUUUUGUAAGCGACUGUUAGCAAUAUUAUCUAAAACUUCUUUUUGUAAUUUUAUAGAGGUAUAAAAGCGUUGAUCGCAACACAUUUUGGAAGAAUCGCGAAAGCGCUGCAUACAAAAAGUUGCCCGUUCAACGCCUUCAUUUUAAAACCUAUGAUAUUACAAAGAUGCAUUAAAUUUUAUAAUGACAAUACGAGUAAAACGUUUUAUUUUUGGUAUUGCAAAUUAUGCGGUAGUAUAAUGUAACUUUUGGAAUGCCUCGACCAAUCAUAAUCACAGAAUCAAAAGAAAUAUU
Molecule: messenger RNA, 3606 nt
Organism: Mytilus trossulus (common blue mussel)
Lineage: Eukaryota; Metazoa; Mollusca; Bivalvia; Mytilida; Mytilidae
Product: carnosine synthase 1-like
Exons: 6
Coding region: 16-2946 (976 amino acids)
Biological process (GO): carnosine biosynthetic process
Molecular function (GO): carnosine synthase activity; metal ion binding; ATP hydrolysis activity
Source: RefSeq, a predicted model, not a curated record